Messenger RNA from Aureobasidium namibiae CBS 147.97, 993 nucleotides. Its product is annotated as Isochorismatase hydrolase. The record is from RefSeq and is a predicted model, not a curated record. Lineage: Eukaryota; Fungi; Ascomycota; Dothideomycetes; Dothideales; Saccotheciaceae. The coding region runs from base 1 to 993 and encodes 330 amino acids. The transcript has a single exon.
AUGGGGAAAGGACGCAAAACUGUCAUCGGCAAUGCCGACAACUUCUGGCUACACUCCUCCAAAGAAAACAAAUUCGACCUCACACACCCUCAAUCCUCCUCCAGCGAAGCAAUCUCGCCACGAUUCGACUUGACUACAUCAACCACACCCAUCACCCUGGACCCACAAAAGACAGCCCUGGUCGUCAUCGACAUGCAGAAUUUCUUCCUCUCAGAAGGAUUCGGAAGGAAGAAAGGCGCUGGUCACGUUGCAGCCAAGAACUUGGAGCAAUACGCUAUCCCUGCAGCGAGGAAGGCAGGCAUGCAGGUUGUAUGGUUGAACUGGGGUCUGACGGAGCGUGAUAUUGAAGUCAUGCCUCCUGCAAUCAAACGUGCAUUCGGGUUUGAGUCCGUUGUAGACGAUGAGGAUGAAGAAGUGGAGGCUGAGACCGCUGACGGAGAUGUCUUCCGUGAACAUAAUGCUGAGGCAGGUACCCCGAAAGUCAAGCCUCAAGAUACUGUUGUCCUUGAGAACGGCAAGGAUAAGCGCAUCUACAAGGGUCUGGGAUCCGAGUGUGGAGAGGUCAAGCUCGCGGAUGGCACAACAGUCGAUGCAGGACGCCUGCUCAUGCGCGAUGCCUGGAAUUCGGCUUUAUAUCCUCCUCUCGACACCUUGUAUACUUCUGGUCUUGACUUAACUCGCAACCCAGACGUUUGGAUUCACAAAGACCGCAUGAGCGGUAUGUGGGGUGCACGUACUGACUGCGAGGACUUUUUGCAGGAAAGGGGAAUACGCAGUUUGCUCUUUGCAGGAGUCAACACCGAUCAGUGUGUCAGCGGGACAUUUACAGAUGCGUUCAGCAAGGGCUAUGAUUGUGUCAUGCUCAGAGAUGCAUGCGGUACGACCAGUCCAGAGUUCUCGCAGCAGUGUAUCGAGUUCAAUGCGGCCAAGAGUUGGGGCUUUGUAGCAACGUGCGAGGAUCUCGCGAGAGGUGUUGAGAGUAUGGUCGGCUGA